Messenger RNA from Coregonus clupeaformis (lake whitefish), 614 nucleotides. Its product is annotated as classical arabinogalactan protein 10-like. The transcript is spliced from 4 exons. The coding region runs from base 243 to 614 and encodes 123 amino acids. The record is from RefSeq and is a predicted model, not a curated record. Lineage: Eukaryota; Metazoa; Chordata; Actinopteri; Salmoniformes; Salmonidae.
UGUUGACUCCGUCUCAUGACGAUGCUCCAGAUUCACCGCCAGAUGGCGCUGUGGAGGGAGGGGGAGGAGGGGCCUGGGAAUUCUCUGCUUCCCAUUCCUCUUAUUGCAGGCACAACAUGGCGGACUAGAAGAGGCGGCCGACUCCCCCGGAUACAACGAAUAAACUGUGGGACUCACGUCCCCCUAUGCCUCGAGGAAGACGGAGAGACACCUUUGGACCACACUGUGCGAAUGAGUGAUUGAUGCCAACUUCGCUUCUUAAGGGCAGUAUGGGUGUGUGUCCCCUGCUCCUGCUGCUCAGUGUGGCCCUCGGGGUCUCCGUCUCGGCCCAGAGACCACCUCCCACCCCCACAGGAGGUCCAGUCCCCACUGCCAAACCUAAGGAACCUUCAGCCACCACCCUCCUCAAUAUUCCCUUGACAACAACCACCACCACCCCUCUUCCUCCCCCUCCAACAACCACAGCCCCGAAGGUUGCCGUGACGACAAUGACAACUACCACAACCGUGGAGGGGGUCAUAUUGACAGCAGGCCCCAGUGGUGCCACACCUAUGCCCGCCCCCCUCCACCACCCCCUGGCCCAACUGAAGCCCCACAAGUCCCCACGGGCGUGA